Molecule: messenger RNA, 1752 nt
Organism: Danio rerio (zebrafish)
Lineage: Eukaryota; Metazoa; Chordata; Actinopteri; Cypriniformes; Danionidae
Source: RefSeq, a predicted model, not a curated record
CGCGGAUCCCUGCGCGUUCACGCUCUAGUUGUGAGAUUUGCGCGUCGCCGCUCGCUGGAGGAGAGGAAAGCGAUAGUUGUCAUACCGAGGGGCAAAUAACUCAUGGUUUCCAAUGAAUAACUGCCCCUGGAGCUCCACCGCCAGCUGACGACCUGCCCUGCGCGACGCACCCGGACGAGGAGCGACUCCCGCGCGAUCCUGAGAGGAGUGUCCAGCUCUUCAGGCAUGGCUCAGCCCAGCUCGUGUGCUCAGGGCAGUAAUGGUGUUGCAGACGAAUCUCCCAACAUGCUGGUCUACAGGAAGGAUCUGAUAUUGUCCAGUGGAUGCAGAGGAACCUGAGCAUUGAAGACCAAGUGGAGGCUCUUCACCUGGGGUCUCUGAUGGCGGCUCAUGGUUACUUCUUCCCCAUCUCAGACCAUGUUCUCACACUGAAGGACGACGGAACCUUCUACCGCUUUCAGACUCCAUACUUCUGGCCGUCAAACUGCUGGGAGCCAGAAAACACAGAUUACGCGGUUUACCUGUGUAAGAGAACCAUGCAGAAUAAAGCUCGUCUGGAGCUGGCGGAUUAUGAAGCUGAGAGUCUGGCCAGGCUGCAGAGAGCUUUCGCACGGAAAUGGGAGUUUAUUUUUAUGCAAGCCGAAGCACAAGCAAAAGUAGAUAAAAAGCGGGACAAGAUCGAGCGCAAGAUCCUGGACAGUCAGGAACGGGCCUUCUGGGACGUCCAUCGACCCGUGCCUGGCUGUGUGAACACAACUGAAGCCGACAUAAAGAAAUCCUCACGGAUGAAGCAACCGCACAAAACACGGAAGUCUGUUUACGGCCUACAGAAUGACAUCCGCAGUCACAGUCCAACAUACACCAGCGCACCAGAGGUCAGAGAACCAACAGAGGAUGAGCUACGUACACAGAUACAGUACUGGCAGGCGCAGUUAGACAGACAUCGGUUAAAAAUGUCCAAAGUUGCAGAGAGUUUGUUGAGUUUCUCUGAACAGUAUAUGGAGUACGAUCCAUUCUUCACGACGCCAGAGCCAUCCAACCCCUGGAUCUCUGAUGAUGUCACGUCUUGGGAGCUGGAGGCCAGUAAAGAACCCGGUCAGCAGCGGGUCAAGCGCUGGGGUUUCUGCUUCGAUGAGGUCUUGAAGGAUCCGGUGGGCAGAGAACAGUUCCUCAAGUUUCUGGAGUCUGAGUUCAGCUCUGAGAACCUGCGGUUUUGGCUGUCGGUUCAGGAGCUGAAGAAACGACCCAUUCGUGAAGUACCCACCAGGGUUCAGGAGAUCUGGGAGGAGUUUCUGGCUCCUGGAGCUCCGAGUGCCAUUAAUGUCGACUCCAAGAGCUACGACAAAACCACACAGAACGUCAAAGACCCCGGCAGAUACGCUUUUGAAGACGCUCAGGAGCACAUUUAUAAGCUGAUGAAGAGUGACUCCUACAGCCGCUUCAUCAGAUCCAGUGCCUACCAGGAGAUGCUGCAGGCCAAGAAAAAGAAAAGCAAGAAUCUUUUCUAGGCUGUGAAUCGCAGCUCUGCCGGAGGAUCGAGAGGCUUGUAAAAUCCUGCUCAUGUCAGACGUCACGUCACAGCUCUGCUCCAGAACCAGCAGAUACCAUCACCUUUCAUCAUCAUCAUCCUCAUCAUCAUCAUGUCAGUCAUCUUUAUCAAUUUCAUAAUCAUCAACAGAAAUCAUUCAUCACCAAUAUCAUCUUCAUCAACACAUUGUUUUCAUCAUCAUCAUCAUUGGGGCGAAGCAGUGG